GUAUCAGUCUGCUGGACAUUACGACUGAAAACAACAACAAGAAUAAAGAUGGAGUUCUUAUUUGGGCGGAGAAAGACCCCAGAGGAGAUGCUAAGACAGAACCAGAGAGCACUGAACAGAGCCAUGAGAGAGCUAGACAGAGAACGCCAAAGGAUGGAACAGCAGGAAAAGAAAAUCAUAGCUGAUAUUAAGAAAAUGGCAAAACAGGGACAGAUGGAUGCUGUUAAGAUCAUGGCUAAGGACUUGGUUCGCACCAGGAGAUAUGUAAAGAAGUUCAUCAUGAUGAGAGCCAAUAUCCAAGCAGUCAGUCUUAAAAUCCAAACCCUCAAAUCAAACAACAGCAUGGCACAGGCCAUGAAGGGAGUCACCAAAGCCAUGGCCACAAUGAACAGACAGUUAAAGUUGCCACAAAUUCAGAAAAUCAUGAUGGAGUUUGAGCGCCAAAGUGAAAUUAUGGACAUGAAGGAAGAAAUGAUGAAUGAUGCAAUUGAUGAUGCAAUGGGAGAUGAGGAUGAUGAAGAGGAAAGUGACGCUGUGGUUUCCCAAGUGCUGGAUGAGUUGGGUCUGAAUCUUUCAGAUGAACUUUCAAACCUGCCAUCUACUGGGGGGAAUCUUUCAGUUGCUGCUGGGAAGAAAGCCGAGCCACAGCCAGCUUUGGCAGAUGCAGAUGCUGACCUGGAGGAAAGACUAAAUAACCUCAGGAGAGACUGAGGGAGACGCAUCCUUGGGUUAAGGCUUUAGGGUGGAAAUGUGCAUAAGGUUUUCUAACAGCUUACAUGGUGUUCAGAGAUUAAAUCAGAGGACAGAUUGACACUGCAGUAUUUGGAUGCAGUGUCUUGUUUUUUUCCCCCUCUUUGCUUUAGGCAUUCUUAUGUGAAUGCUUGUAUUCUUUUUUUUUUCUACUGUAACUGUGCUGUAUGUUAUGCUACCAAACCAGUGCUCAAAACGAAGAUUUUGAUCCUUAAACAGUUUUCAGCACCUUGCUGGAACUAGCUGAGGCAUAAACACUAAGUACUUUAAGAAACAAACAAAAUCUAUACAAUCGGUUCUUUAGUUAGUGAAAUAAAUAUUAAUAAAGCUGUUAUUUUAUAUGCCACAUCACAGUAAUAUCAUUGUGGUUUUAUUACAGAAAUAUAAUUCUUGCAAGCCUUGUUUAAACUUUGAUCUGGUUCGAGGUCACCAUCAGAAAAUCCUUUUGCUACAGUUUCCAAAAUGUUUCACGGAUGUAAUGGGCCCAUUGGGUUUUAUGUAUCUAAAGUGAUCUAAACUGAUUCUUAAUUUCUC
Molecule: messenger RNA, 1284 nt
Organism: Ictalurus punctatus (channel catfish)
Lineage: Eukaryota; Metazoa; Chordata; Actinopteri; Siluriformes; Ictaluridae
Gene: chmp2a
Product: charged multivesicular body protein 2A
Exons: 6
Coding region: 49-711 (220 amino acids)
Biological process (GO): endosome transport via multivesicular body sorting pathway; protein transport; late endosome to vacuole transport
Cellular component (GO): ESCRT III complex; multivesicular body
Source: RefSeq, marked provisional